Molecule: messenger RNA, 1461 nt
Organism: Olea europaea var. sylvestris
Lineage: Eukaryota; Viridiplantae; Streptophyta; Magnoliopsida; Lamiales; Oleaceae
Product: presenilin-like protein At2g29900
Exons: 1
Coding region: 105-1418 (437 amino acids)
Biological process (GO): protein processing
Cellular component (GO): nucleus; membrane
Molecular function (GO): aspartic endopeptidase activity, intramembrane cleaving
Source: RefSeq, a predicted model, not a curated record
CCCCUUUCGCCUGCCCUCCGACUCUUCACGCGUUAUCAAUUCAUUCUAUAAAGUAUCGCAACCCUCGCUCAAAUCUCAAACUCUAUCCAAUAUACAGAUCCCCAAUGGAACAAAAUCAAAAACCCAGAACUAUUCUUGAAACUCUAGGUGAAGAACUCAUCAGAAUUAUUACGCCAGUCUCAAUAUGUAUGCUGCUGGUUGUAAUUCUUGUUAAAGUACUGAAUACGGAUUCAGAAGGGUCCUCAAUAGGCCUAUCAUUUACCACCAUAGCCACUGUAGCUUACAGUGAGAGCAGUUCAGAUUCUAUUUGGGAUAAGCUCAAAGGUGCCUUGUUGAAUUCACUUGUAUUUAUAGCUGUUAUUGCAAUAGUUACUUUCCUGCUGGUGCUUCUGUUCUAUUUCAGAUGCACUAAAUUCUUGAAAUACUACAUGGGUUUCUCUUCUUUUCUUGUUUUGGGGUUUAUGGGUGGUGAGAUUACCGUUUUCUUGCUCAAAGAUUUCAGCUUUCCUGUGGAUUGUAUUACAUUUGUGAUUGUAUUGUUCAAUUUCACUGUUGUUGGUGUUUUGGCUGUGUUCAUGUCGAAAAUGGCAAUUUUUGUUACACAAGCUUACUUGGUUGUUAUUGGGAUGCUGGUGGCUUAUUGGUUUACGCUUUUACCGGAAUGGACCACUUGGGUGCUUUUGAUUGCCAUGGCAUUGUAUGAUCUUGCGGCUGUUUUGUUGCCCGGUGGGCCUUUGAGGCUCUUGGUAGAGCUUGCGAUAUCUCGAGAUGAAGAUAUCCCUGCUUUAGUUUAUGAGGCUCGCCCGGUUAUUAAUAAUGAUUCAUCUCCGAGUGGUGACGUUGUGCAAAGAAGGGUAUGGAGAGAAAGAAGGAAUGCAGGUUCUACUUCAGAUGAAAAUUCAGACGCGAGGCCUAACACAAAUACUACUCAUGAUAUGAAUUUGAAUACGACUCUGGGGACAAAUUUAUCUGCUGGGAAUGGUGAGAACGAGAUUGAUUUAGUUAAUGCCGAAGAGGGUCAGAUUUUAAGAGGGGACUCCGAACUUGCUGCACCUCUUAUUCAGCAUGAAAUAAAUGUCCGUAUGAAUUCAGAGGAAGGUGCAAGUCCAAGUGAAAAUUUUGCUCUGGAAGGAAUUGGCUUGGGAUCCUCAGGUGCAAUUAAGCUCGGGCUGGGUGACUUCAUCUUUUACAGCGUUUUAGUUGGUCGGGCUGCAAUAUACGAUUUAAUGACGGUUUAUGCAUGCUACCUUGCAAUUAUAGCUGGUCUUGGUGUAACUCUGAUACUCCUUGCGGUGUAUCGGAAAGCUUUGCCUGCUCUUCCAGUGUCCAUUAUGCUAGGUGUGUUAUUUUACUUCUUAACACGGCUAUUACUUGAAGUAUUUGUUGUAAUAUGUUCAUUGAAUCUGUUGAUGUUUUAGAAAUUUGAUAUAUAAUUGAGAUAAGGAUUUCGUAGUCCAUCGA